Molecule: messenger RNA, 984 nt
Organism: Protopterus annectens (West African lungfish)
Lineage: Eukaryota; Metazoa; Chordata; Ceratodontiformes; Protopteridae
Product: olfactory receptor class A-like protein 1
Exons: 1
Coding region: 1-984 (327 amino acids)
Biological process (GO): G protein-coupled receptor signaling pathway
Cellular component (GO): membrane
Molecular function (GO): pheromone receptor activity
Source: RefSeq, a predicted model, not a curated record
AUGGGCAUCUCACUUAUCAUCAAAGGACUGUGCUUCAUCCUUCUCAUUCUGGUUGGGGUUGUGGGGAACUCAAGUGUACUUGGUGCAUUUAUAAGCAUUAGAAUGACAGAAUCCAAGAUAAGGCCAGCUGAUCAAAUCAUUUCAACAUUGGCAUUUGUGAAUAUAUUUGUUAUUUUAGCACGUGGUGUCCCACAAACCCUCACAGCCUUUGCACUCAAAAAGCUGUUAAGCAAUUAUGGUUGCAAACUGAUUCUUUACACCUUCCGUGUCAGUAGGGGCAUGUCUAUAUGCAGUACUUGUAUGCUCAGCUGCUGUCAGGCCAUUACUGUUGCUCCAUCAACAGAUCGGUGGGUAAAACUAAAACAACGAAUACCUAUGAAUACUGUGCUUAUACUAUGUUUUCUUUGGGGCUUUAAUCUGAUAUUUUGGUGUUCACGACUCCUCUAUGCUGCUGCAGAACUUAACUCAACAGUUCAGCCAUAUGCAAUAAAUUCAGAGUUUUGUUUUGUUAUUUUCCCAAAUUAUUCCCUUUAUAUAGGAACAGCAGCUCUUUACAUGGUAUAUGACCUGUGGUUUGUAAGCCUAAUGGCUCUGGCAAGUGCUUACAUUGUUUUAAUGUUGUAUCAGCAUGGAAGGAGAGUGAAAAGUAUCCGUGGAAACAAAAACAAGAUCCAAGGAAGCUCUCCAGAAACUCAGGCAGCCAAAGCUGUAGUGGCCCUUGUUACUCUUUACGUGACACUGUUUAGUAUUGAUAAUAUGUUUUGGAUCUAUACACAUUUCACACCAUCUGUGCCCCCUGUCUUUUCAGACAUCCGAUUCAUUCUUGCUUUAAGUUAUGCGGCACUCAGCCCUAUUAUAAUAAUUAAAACAAACAGAAAAAUUCUGACAAAACUGAAAUGUGCUAAAGAGGAAAAUGAGAUAACAAACUCCUAUACUUCAUCAUCAGUUUCGCACAUCAGUACUGUAAAUCUGGCUAAUAAAUAG